Staurois parvus is the source of this 693-nucleotide messenger RNA. The record is from the annotation of a GenBank genome assembly. Lineage: Eukaryota; Metazoa; Chordata; Amphibia; Anura; Ranidae.
AUGAGGAAAACCUCCGAGGAUUGUCUCACUUUGUCUCCAGAAUGGAAAGUAGAAGAUGAGGACAUCAUACAGUAUAUUCUAGGAGAAAACCCGCCUCCCUCCAAUGUCCAUCCGGCCCCACCCAGUGUAGAUGGACCAUCGGAUUCCUCGUAUCCUGAGGAACCUCAGACUGUGCGGGACCGGGCCGGCCUUCCAACAGGGAAGAGCUUCUCCUGUACUGAGUGUGGGAAAGGUUUCCGUUCUAAAUAUGGUCUUAAUGUCCAUAUAAGAUCUCACACAGGUGAGAAGCCGUAUUCCUGUCCUGAGUGCGGGAAAUGUUUUUUAAGGAAGUCCCAACUUUACAGACAUCAGAGGUUUCACACAGGUGAGAAGCCAUAUUCCUGUUCUGAGUGUGGGAAAUGUUUUGUACUAAAAUCAGAUGUUGUCACCCAUCAAAGGCGUCACACGGGGGAAAAACCGCACUCCUGUCCUGACUGUGGACAUCAGAGGUUUCACAAGGGGGAGAAGCCGUAUUCCUGUUCUGAGUGCGGGAAAUGUUUUUCAGACAAGUCCUUUUAUCACAAACAUCAGAGAUCUCACACAGGAGAAAAGCCAUAUUCCUGUCCUGAGUGCGGGAAAUGUUUUUCAUGGAAGUCCAAUUUUUACACACAUCAGCGAUCUCACAAAGGGGAGAAGCCACUUUCCCUGUUCUGA